This is a messenger RNA of Amoebophrya sp. A120, 15563 nucleotides long. The record is from the annotation of a GenBank genome assembly. NCBI's taxonomy places the organism in Eukaryota, Dinophyceae, Syndiniales, Amoebophryaceae.
UUUAGACGCAUUACCCUUUGACGUAUUGAAAGUGAAUAAACAAGAACAAAUUGAAAGUGAAUAAACAAGAACAAACUACUUCCGUAAUUUAUUUGAUCACUUGCCCGGGUCACAACAGGUGUAAGAAUGCCUGUUCCCGACAGCAGUGUAAAUUUUUACGACUCCACGGCCGCCAUGAUGGAAGCCAGUGGUGCGCAGGCAAGCGGGGGAAUGGUGCCUGUGGAGAGUGUCAAACGCGUUUUGGCGGAGACCAUGGACAACGCGUUGCAGUUGAUCUUAAACACCGCUGUGGAGCCCCAACAUCGGCACCUAACUUCAGCAACUGCUACGACGACGGUCAUCGUCACUGUGAAGCCGGCAAUUUGCGAAGUCGGCGGUGAAGCAGGGAUGACCGGCAUUCCCUGGGGCGGCGACAGCGAGGCUUUAAAUUUCGGUAUUUUUCUGCUUUCCAUAGUUUUCGUGUCACUCUUCUAUGCGUUUCAAAAUGAUUCAGAACCUUACAUACAUUCCUGGACAAAUGGACUCGUCAAAUAAAAAACUUCAUCAAACUCGUCUCUCUACCACUUCAACUUCAGGCACUUACCCGCGCGCCAUCGCGUACACAGCUGCGCUGGUGUGGUUGUUUUGCGGGAUUGCCGUUGCGGCGGACCUGUUCAUGGAGUCCAUCGAGGCGAUCACGUCGAGCCGCAAGAUGGUGACAAUCGAGAUCGUGGACGCCAACGGCGAGCGCCAGGCCAAGCACGUGACGCACAAGGUGUGGAACAGCACCAUUGCGAACCUGACCCUGAUGGCUCUGGGUUCCUCUGCGCCGGAAAUUCUGCUUUCCGUCGUGGAACUGUUCGGAAACGACUUCAAGUCCGGGGAGCUCGGGCCGUCCACGAUCGUUGGGUCGGCGGCCUUCAACCUGAUGGUGAUCAUCGGCGUCUGCGUGAUGAGCAUCCCGGCGGGCGAGAUCCGGAAGGUGGAGUCCGUGGACCCCUACUGUGUGACCGCGUUCUUCUCGGUGUUCGCCUACCUCUGGCUGAUCGUGAUCCUCACCAUGACCAGCCCGGACGAGGUGACGCUGGCGGAGGCGGUGAUCACCUUCAUGUUCUUCCCGCUGCUUGCGGUUUUGGCGUACGCGGCCGACAUUGGCUACGUGAAGCCGACGGUGCUGCUGCUCGCGCUGUUCGGCGACGGCCACUCCGCGGACUCCGACGAGGACUCCAUUCGCACCAAGGCCGCGGAGAAGGCGGACCAGGAGGUGUUGCUGAUCAAGAAGCUGAUCAACGACACCGGUGUGCUGGAGGAGCUGACGGGCGAGAGCCCGGAGGACGCGGCGAACUACGUGCUGCACUUUUUCACGCGGCAGGGCCACCACUUCGAGGAGCUGAAGCCGUCGGAGAUCUUCGACGUAAUCGUGCAGAUGCGGCUGCGGCACGACGAGGAUUCGCACGUGGACCUCACCCCGCACGACCACAACGCCGCCAACGCGAGCCACCAGGAGGCGAAGUCCACCCUGAAGGGCAAGCGGCGGUCCCGCGCGGAGCUGCGGAUGGAGGCGACCAAGAUGCUGACCGCCAAAUCGUUGAACCCGAGGACGAUCCAGGCGUCGAUGAUGCGCGAGCGGCUGGCGUUGUCGAAGAACAUCGACGUGGUCAUGUCGGAGGGCGGCAAGACGCUCGUGCAGGACUUUCACAAGGCGGCCGCGGAGAAGGGCGAGAGCGUGAGCGUGAUCGACAAGAGCAAGUUCGCGAACAAGACCAUCAUCUUCAAGCACCCGCCCACCUUCGUGCCGCACCGGCACCAGGAAACGGAGUUCCAGAAGAAGAUUUUGUUCGAGAUGGGGGCCGCGACCGAUUUCGUCAUCGUGCCUGCGGGGCGGAGGAUGAAGGUGAAGAUCCCGGUCACGCGCCAGAUCCACCUGGGCAGCACGCACAUGGGCGUGCCGCAGCAGAACUUCGAGGCCCAGUUGGUGUCGUCGGUGCAGGUGACCAGCGAGGCCUACGGGUACGGGGCCUGGAUGAAGGAGCUGCACAAGAAGCCGGUGGAGUUCCGCAAGAACACGGACCGGUACAACGGGAAGGUGCAGAUGCUGGAGGUGAAGCUGGACGGGUCGCAGUCCGUGGGCCAGUACGUCGAUUUGUUCUUCGACCGGGCGCAGAUUUGGGUGGACGACAACGAGCCGCUGGAGCGCCAGCCCGAGGAGGAGUGGGACGACGACAACGACGACCGGUGGAACAGCGUUUACGAUGGUGCAGCGCAGGGGGAGGGCGAGGCGCACUACGCCCUGGAGGACGGGGAGGAGGAGGAGCACAACAACUACGACGAGGAGCAGCCUGAGGGCGAGGGGGACUACGAGCAGGACGCAGGAGGAGCGCCGGAAGACUACGACGGCGCCGAGUCCGGAGAGCACCCGGAGCACGAGGUGGAGGCCGAACCGGAGUACGCCGAGGGCGCGCACGAGAUGCACGCCGUCGUGGAAGUUGGGGACGUGGAGCUCGUGUCCACAAGCUCGUGGGGUUCUUCCACCAAGCACGGCGCAGCUGCUCGUGGUCACCUUCGUGGGUCAGGCGCGGCCCGGUCUAGUACUUCCCGCCACGGAAGAACGUCUACGUCGACGAACCAAAACAAGGCUCCGCGACAGAAGCAGAUGCUGAAGCAGCAGUACUACUACGAGAGCAAUGCGCAUCGCGCGGUCGACAACAAGCACCUGCCGACGCGGGAGAGAACCUCGCACCACAUCGCGGACGACGAGGUGAUUCAGCACGACAUCCCCUGCCUGGCCGUGGUGAACCACCACCCGGUGUGCCGCGUGUACGUGGUUCCGGAGGAGGAGUACGCGUUCCGCAGCGGGGAGGUUUUGUUCUGCGAGGAACAGAUGAUCGUGCCGGGCAGCAAGCACGAGCAGGACGUGAUGACCUACGCGCUGCGCGUGCACGGGAACGCGGGCAGCUGCAAGGUGAGCUACCACACGGAGAAGGGCUCGGGGCUCCCGGGAACGGACUACGAGCCGGUGGACGGCGAGACGCUGGAGUUCGAGGAGGGGGAAACGAUCGUCGAGUGCAAGCUGGGCAUCAAGGGCCGCCACCCGCACGACAGCACGCCCGACUACUUCUACGUGGUGAUGGACAAGAUCGAGCUCACCUCGCGGGACUGGGAGCUGCCGUGGCCGACCUUCGACGCGGACGCGGACGGCGGCGAGGACGCGAACGUGAUGACGGUGUACGUGCUGCCCGACGGCGACCCGAACCUGUGGCGCGCGGGCCACGGCAUUCUGGGGAUGCUGGACCACUGCUGCGACGUGGGGCAGAUUCUGACCGGGAAGAACGAGUGGGCCAACCAGUUCCUGGAGGCCUUCUACGUGGGCGGCGACCCCCAGGCCGCGGAGCACGCGGACGGCGGGGCCGUCGUGCUCCACUACGUCAUGCUGCCCUGGAAGCUCCUGAUGGCGUUCUCGCCCCCCUCGAUGCUGUUCGGGGGGUGGCUCAGCUUCGUCACGAUCUUGAUCAUCAUCGGCGUCAUGACGGCCUUCGUCGCGGACGUGGCCUCGGUGUUCGGCUGCGUGGUCGGCGUGGAGGACUCGAUCACCGCCAUCACCUUCGUCGCGCUCGGAACCUCGGUGCCGGACCUGUUCGCCUCUAUGUCCGCCGCCAAGGAACAGGAGAACGCGGAUGACGCGGUCGGCAACGUGACCGGCUCCAAUUCCGUCAACGUCUUCCUGGGGCUGGGGCUCCCGAUGCUGAUCGGUGCGAUCUACCACGAGUACCUCAAAGAUCUCACGGGAUACGCAGAGCUGGGCGCGGAUAACAAAGCAACCGGUGUUGUGGACUACUCCAGGAACCCGGAUGGGUCUGCGAGAACGACCGUCUUUGACAAGCAGGACGGCCUGGACGUGCUUCAGUACCCGGCCGGGGCGCUGACCUUUUCCGUGAUGACCUUCACCAUCACCGCGAUUCUAUCGCUGUACCACCUGUACCAGCGGCGCUGCCAGUACGGCGGCGAGCUCGGCGGCCCGAAGGCGGCCCAGAUCAGCAGCGGCACCUACCUGAUCAGUCUCUGGGCGUUCUACAUCGGGCUGUCCAUCUGGCGCGUCAAGAACGGGGACGAGACCAAAACGUGGGAGGAAGUCGUCGCGUUCCCCCUGGGCUUCGUGCACCUCGCGAUUCUGUUGUUUCUCGUGAACACGACCGUGGCCUGUUUCGCCGACACCUCCGAGGCGGACGACGCGAAAGAGGUGGCCAACGUGGACGAGGGGAAGCGGCACGCGCUGCUGCUCGCCGCCAAGGCGCACGAGCGGCGGAAGGCCGACCGGAAGAUGAACAAGAUUAUGGAGCUGCUGGGAGGCAGCGCGGAGGACCAGGAGUCGCUGUCCAACUACAGCCAGAAACCGGUCCCGAAGCCCCGGAAGAAGGAGAGCAAGGACACGUCCCCACCGAAGCGCAUCAGCACGCAGCCCACGUUCACCAAGAAAAACGCGACCAGUAAGACACAACUGAUGACGAAAACAGCCAAGCAGACAAAGAAAAAAGCAAGGGAAGAAUAACUGAGAAGUUGUUCUUGAUGACACGGACGCGGCACGCUAGCAGUAAAUUCACAUACUAGAAUUAACUAGACCUAUUUUUUUCAUAUGCAUUUACUUGUUUUUCUAUUUCUGUUUGCUCACCUUAAGAAGCGCACUCGCAAUUCUAUUUCUGUUUGCACACAUUCAUUUUUUUUCUACCUAGAGUAGUAGGUCUUUUUGUUUUUCCGAGUACUAGUACAUUAGAUGAUAGUUUAUCAAAAGUUUACGAACAAGUUUCAACCUCAUACGCGCUCCCUUCCCAAAGGGGCGUUCUUUUCAGCUCCUAAAGUAAACAGUAAUUUUGCAGUUUUAUCAAAAGAACUACCCGCAGUUUCAAAGUUACCGUCUCUCGAGACAAGGAGGAAAUUAGAAAAAAAUCACUUGAUAGUUUCUACGACCCAAUUUUCAUAUGUCAAUCUUUUUUUUUGGUCAGCUCCUUGGUGCGUAGCCGCUUGACCUAUGGCGCUGCUGCGAGGAGCUUCAUGAACGACGAGUACAGUGAGUUGGAAGUUUGUGAAAACAAAAUCCUGCGCUGCCUCAAUGGCACAAAUAAGCCACUCAUGAUGUUGAUGGGGGUAACAAUGCCGAACCUGCGCAAGCAGAUACAGCUUCCCCCCCUUCGCUCGGAGAUUCUGUUCCAAAAAGCGUCGCACUUUGGGCAUUUGAUGCGCUCCCCCGCAUCGAAUCCAGCAAGAAAGGCGCUGCUGGGGCGAUUUUUUCCAAAGAAAAGGAGUGAUGGGGCGGGCGAGUGGUUCAUGGUGGGCGCCAAACAGCACGAAGCCACCAAGACGAAGAGACGGGAAGUUUUGGAGGAGGUUCUGACGCAUUUGACGGAGGAUUGUGGUAUUCUUCACGACGACAUUCUUCUGGUCUGCAGGGACAAGCAGCUUUACUACCGAGCAACGAGGGGCGUCUUUGUCCGGGAGUGUUUGAGGGAUUGGUUUGGCAAUGGGCACCUUGAAGACAAUGAAGUAGAGGAGAGGGAGAAAAUGCGGCUUCACCUCGAGACGAAGUACGGAAUUCGACCGGGUGAUAGUUUGAGAAACAGCGCGGAGCCGAGAAGCGGAGCAAGAUGUGGAAUUUGUAGCAAGUUCAUCAACGGUGGUUAUUGGAGGCAUUGGAGGGAGGAGCAUGGUGCAGUAGGUGCCCUGGAUGACGACUGGCACUGCAGGGAGAUUGAAACUAGAGGAGAAACGAUUGACGCCGAACUUCGGAAGGAGCGCGAAACGCGGAAGAAUAGAAUCCUACAGCAGCAUGGUGACACACUUCACGAAAGGUCUACAGGGGUUUACUGGUGUGCGAUUUGCAAAAAAGACUUCUCUGCGCCGAUUGAAGCCAUGCAGCAGCAUAUGUUAAAGCAUGACGAAGGACGCUUUGUAAAAAUCGCCCAAGACCAGUCGUGGAAGUGGCACCCAGCUGAGGAAUUCUACAACGAAAGAAGCCAGACGCAGAGUUUCCAAAACCAAGCCGGGAGGUUCAAAAAGAUGAUGGUGGUGCCGCCGCCAGACAUGCGCUGCGAAGGCAUGAAGAUCUUCUGCAGAACUUGCGACACCUGGUCCACCGACUGGAACACACGACUAACGUAUGCGGAAAAGUGCGGUAGGGUCCGCAGAAUGGAGAAUCACGAGGAGUCCUGCGCUAAGCAGCCUAAAACAAAGCAGCGAAAAAUCGACAACAGUGCUUCCACUUCUUCCUCCUCUUCCUCCUCUUCAUCUAUGAUACAGCACCGGGAACCCAGCAACCAACCCGCAGAUGGAGAUGACGUGAUGAGCGGAUCCAGGGGAGCAGAGGAGGAUUUUUUACGAAAAGUUAAACUGGAACCGCGUGCCAAGUCAGAGGCUGGAGUUAAGAAGCAGGGGGGAAGAGGUGAUGUUGAUAGUGAGGUGUGGCAAGAGGCAGCAAUCUUAUCAAAUCUGAACAAGAAGUAGAAGAAAGCAAGCACAUCUCAGAAUGAAAACAGUUUUUGAAGGUAUAGUAAACUGUUAGAACACUAAUACCACCAUGUAGGGCGGUGUACACCCUACAGCACUAGUAUCCACGUAACUGUUGCAUUCGGGGAAAGGAACAAGCUCAUCAUCAUCAUCAUUUCGUCAUCGCUCUGUACCAUCGCUCUUCGCUCAUGAUGUGAUUUCAGAUCGUGGAUUUCGAGUGGGAUUUGCAUCGUGUCAUGAGAUCUACAUGGUAAUUUGAUCUGCAUGCCUACAUUCCCCCUCAUGACUAUUCACUUGCCUACAUUCCCCCUAGUGACAGGAUGGAACGAUAUUGGAGUAGUGGAUAGUCACAGAAGUAUAGAACACAGGUAUUGCAAAAUCCUAGAAAUAGACACUGUGAUGCGCAAAUCCACUGAAUCCCGAUGCUAUGAUGAUGGUUCGCUCCAAAUGCAAGCAUAGAUCUAGCGUCUUUGGCUCAACACGACGAGACUGCAAAAAUCUCUCAUGGCUACGGCACAAAGAAAAACCACGAAACUGAUGAAAAACCUCCCCCCCUCAGAAACUUGUGGAAGUUUCGGGCGCGGAUGAAGGAAAAUCAGACGGGCACUAGAAUCCUACACAAUUCCGCAGGCAUGUGUAGCCUUCGAGUGUGACACGCGGAAGAUGGACUACGAUUCGAAAAUCGAAGCGGCGUAGACAGCCGGAAGACCUAUCUUGCUAUCAUCUAAGUCAAUAGACGGGUGGGCGCACGCGUGGAAACACAGCAAAGGACUUCCCAUUGGUUUGGUCAAGGGAUCAGCCUUGUUCACGCCGGUGGGUACGUGCGCGAUGUUUUCGACGUGAUCCUUGACUUCAUGAAAACGGAGCAAGAAGUGUUUCGUCUUCUUGGUUGGUAACUCCGAGCGCGCAACUUCGAUUGCAGAUUUGUUGUCCACAAAGAGAAUACCGGGCAGAGACUGACUUUCAUCGAGCCACUCCAGAUACCCCUGGGCCUGCGAUAGCUUCAACGUGUCGAAGAGGGCAAUGCACUCGCUCUCGCAUGUUGAGUAUGCACGAAGCGUCUGGCGCUUGCUAGACCAAGCGAUAGGCAUGCCCCUGAAAAAGAGAACGCUUCCACUGCUGCUGCGGAGGGUGACGGAACACCCAGCAAAAUCUGCGUCACUGAAUCCCACAAAGUCCGGGAGGGACUGUUUGGAGUUCUGCUCUUCAAGCACUUCGGUAUAUUGCUUGCGAAAUUCUCGCUCCCGUUCCGGUGUGUACUCUAGAACGACAUGAGAAGUCUGCAGCAAGUACCUGACUACGCGCUUUGCCGCUGUCACGACAGAAGCUGUAGGCUUGACUUGGGCUCGAGCGACCCUGUUCACUGCGAACAUGCAAUCUGGGCGGGCCAUGGUUGCAAUAUACUGCAGCCCUCCGAUGAGGCUACGCAGCGGGUAAUCCGGCAGCGGCUUUCCUUCAUCAAAGUCGGUGUAAACGCACGGCGUGGAAAGUGGCUUCCCAGCAUCGAUUUUGAACUUUUCCGCGAGCUUCUUGAUGGCUUUCUCCAAAUCAAGACGCAAGGUCUUCCGUUGCCGAUCGUAACGCAUACGAACGCCAAGGAUAUCCCGAACAUCGAAAGAGCCUUCUUUCUCUGCGGGGAUAAGUUUGCCUUCGAACUUACCAAGGAUACGGGCGCAGGCAGCGGACACCUCGUCGAAAUUCUCGCCCGAGAUGAGAGAGUCAUCAACGUAGAUGGCCAGCGUCAGCCCAUUCUUCUUGAAUAGUCCGGGUUCCUGGGGGCAGCGUUUCCAGCCGUCUUCCAGAAGAUACGCGGCAUACGUAUCAUACCACUUGCGUGGCGCGAUUUUGAGUCCGUAUAAGGAUUUCAAAAGUCUGACUUUGUCGCCACGGGGAUCCGUGCGCCAGUGUUUGGGUAAGCGAACAAAGACUCUAUCCGAUUCGUCUAAGGCAGAACGGAUGAACGCAUUCGAGAUGUCGAAUUGUUCAACGAACUUAGCCGAAGCGGCGGCAUCAACCAAAAGGGUGCGGGUCGCGGCAUGGGAAACGGUCGGGGAGAACACUUCGGCGCGCAUGACUUUCGUCUGGCGGUUUCCGAGUGCAACAAGGCGGGCCUUGAAUCUUCCGCACCGUUUGCGAGUGUAAAUCACAACGGCCGGGAUGAUCUCGUCGUCCUUACCGAAUUCGCCAUCUUGUAACGGCCUCCAGCACUUAAGUGCUUCUAGCUGUGUACGCUCUAGCGUAUCAGCUUCCAGCCAUUUGGCGGCGUCUGGUCCUGUAAACGCCUCCACCCUGGUGACUUGUACUGUCCAACAAAUCGCCUCGCCAUCCUUCUCUUGAUCAAAAACUCGAGAAGCAACAAACGCACUAGCGACUUCAUUUUCAAGAAUUGCUUUUGCGCCAUUGCCCUGGGGCUGAUCUCGAAGGGGCUGCACAAGGUCCGAAGCAGUUGGCUGCUUGGGAUUCCGACCGGGCUUAAGCCAGUGGGGACAUUGUGCGCGAGUAAGACCAUUGGGCCGUCCGCGACGGUUUCUUUUCUUGAUGGUGACGCCGUCUUUUUCCACUAACGUGUAGGGGUUGAGGUCGUCAACGAUCAAAUUUGAAACGUCCGGCGGCGCUACCUGGGGCGCAACAUGUGGGGCGACAGGAGCUGAGUUUCCUCAUUCCUGCGCGGGACCAUCUGCGGGCGCCGCACCACGGCCGUCGCCGUCGGUGGGACUUCCGGCAGACUCGUUUUCUUUGUCUCCGCCCUGGGCCGUUUCCGGCGCCGGGGGGGGCGACUCCGUUUUUCUCCGUUUCAGAGCCGGUUCUUCAACCCCCUCAGAAGUUUGCUUCCAACGCUUUUCGACUUCCUCAAGCGCGGCGCGAAGGCGAUCGGAAUCGCUUCUCACUGCUCCAGCGGAAUCGUCGGCGUUUGGGGCUUGCCUCUGCGACGGUUCUUUAUCCGGUUUCCGAAGGGCGUUGACGUUGGGCACUAACGUGUCCUCGUCGAACUUGACCGACCGAGAUUCGACUGUCGUCCAUCUCUGGCCGCUCUUUGCGCGUGCAUCAUGGUGGAAAACACCUACCACGUACGAGCUUGACUCCCUGGAGUAUCCGAGGAAGAUUCCCUUUUCAUAGCGGUCAACCAACUUCGUGCUCUCGGCUUUGUCGCUUGGAAUGUGCUUGCGAACGUACGCAACGCACCCAAAGCGGCGAAGGUGUUUGACAUCGGCCUGACGACCAAAACGCUUGUAGAAAGGGGCGGGGAACUUGGUUUUCCGCUGCACUCGGUUCUUGACAUACGCAACGUAGCGCGCACACCAAUCCCAGAGCCGGGGAUCUACUCCUUGAAGGCUGGCCCGAAGACCGUCCCCAAGGGUUCUGUGCCAGCGCUCCACGUUCCCAUUGCCUUGCGGCUCUCGUGGAACGCUGUGGCCAGCGACGCAAUUGAUUUCCCGACAGGCUUCUUUCCAUGGUCCUUCCAUGCCUUUGAGCACGGGCUCAUUGUCACAACGAGCGACCUUGGGGACCCCGACCUGUGUCGCAAAGUCCCGAAGGACCUUGCCACAUUGCGCUUUGUCUGUAAUGCCCCAAGGUUCGAGCCAGUCUGUGGCUGAGUCCCGGAGCGUAAUGCAGAUUGUGUUCCCAUCCAUGGAAGCGGGUAAUCCUCCGGAGAAGAAAUCCGUCUCAACUUGGUCCAUCCACUCCUUGUGGAGAUAGGUCGCGGGGCGGACCUUUCGAUGCUGUUGAGAACCAUAGGACUUAGAAACAGCGCAGUCAGGGCAAUGAACCUUGAUGCCUUGAACUCCUAAAUGCCCAAGCCUUUGGUGUAACCGCAAGGCGGAGCAGGAGUUCUGGUUUCCAAUCACGUUCGCCAACGCCUCGCCUUCCAAGAGGUAGAAACCCACGCAAGGAAGCUUUUGACGUAUUUUGACCGUGUGACGAUAGCCCGAAGCGUCCUGGAUCCAUCGUUCUUCUUUCGCGUGGUAGUACGAUCCACCAUCCUGCGCCAUCGUUUCGACAGAAAGCAGGCAAACCUGCAACGCAGGGUGGUACAACGCAACCCGGGCACCCAAGUUAUUGGGCUUAAGAAUUCCGAUUUUCGCAGGCUCAGAGCAUUCGCCGUCAGCUGUUGCGAGACUCACGGUUUCUCCGGUAAAGCUCUCAAACAUUGACUCAUGCGGGAACAUGUGGUGCGUAGCACCACUGUCCGUGAUGACUUUCAAAACUCGAAGUCCAUCCUUGGCUUUCGGCUGCUGCACGAAGUGCGCGCGCGCGUGCCUGGAGGAGUUAAGGACGUUCGGAAGACUCGUAUACGCGGCACAACCGGCGGCAUACGAGGGAAGUCGUAGCAACCUCCUGGAAUUCAAUUUCUUGAAAGAAUUCCGGGGGAGUGAGAUUCCGAAUUUCUUCAAAAUCUUGGGGGGGCAGGGACCGAAAAGAUUCCAGAUUUGCAUCGCAGCUCUCACAAGACACGAUGUAAAUCGGUAGAUUGGACUUCCAAUCACGAGGGUGGGGCAGUUCAAAAACGUAAAACACACAAACACGAAGAACCACAAAACCGACAGAAGCAGAGCGAGCAGAACACUGGCCAAGUAAAAAUUGACUGUUUUUAGGUGCGGAGAACGCACACCGAGCGGAGCACGCUCGCAGUAUCCCUGGUUCACACUGUUCUUGUUUUGCUGUGGUUGACGCGUUUCGUAGAACUUUCGAACUUGUUCCGCCUUUUCUCCUGCAAGAGUGUAAGGCAACUCGACCGCCUUUCUCGCAUAGUUCUCAUCGGUGGCCAUCCGAUGCUCGUGCUCGCGCACAAACAUGGGCAGGGUAUCCGACAAGCCCCAAGGCGUGUUUUUCUUCUUUCCCACCGUGACGCCGUUGGUGAUCCCAUUCAGCUCCGGAAGCUGGACGGGGGCGGUCGCGGUCUUCUUUUCGGCGGUGUGGACGACAACAGCGGCGGCGCUGUUGGUGUUUGCCUUCUUGGUGUUGCUCGCGGUCGUCUGCUCCUGGGAUUCCGAGGAGGAGAGCAGGGAGGCAACAGAAGACAAAGAACCCGACCGGGCGCGCGGGCGCUUGUUGGUGGUUUCGUCCUCGGCGGUGACCUGCAGCGGGAAAACGCGCGCGCAGUUCGCUCCUGCCUUCUUGUUCUUACCGGUGCCGGGCGGGGUUCCGCUCGCGGUCUUCUUCGCGUCGGCGGCCUUCUUCUUGCGGCACUCGCUCACGUCGUGGCCCUUGUGCCGGCAAAAUUGGCAGCGCUUAGCCUUCUGGGUGUCCUCCGGCUUCUGCGUUUUGCCUUUGCCUUUGUUGGCGAUCGCCUUAACGCUUGCCAACUCCUUCCGCAAUUUUUCCUGGCUCUUCUCCAAGGCGACAACCUUGGCGCUGUUGGCCUUGCUGUCUUCGGUCUUGGUUUCGCCGGCAACGCGCUGGAACUCGCGGAGGGUGGUGGUGAUGCGAUCGGCGUCGGUCACCUCGUUGGCCAUGAGCGUGGCAACGGUCGGGGCGAAGUUGUCGGGAAGUCCGGACAAAAUGCAGCCGGCUAAGAACUCAGGCAGCAAAAUUUUUCCGCCAAGCUUCUCGCGGAAGACAGCGCGCACGCGGUUAGCGUAUUCGUCCGCAAACUCGCCGGGGUUCAUCCGCAUGCGGAUAAGUUCCACGACAGCAGCGAAGCGGGUGGCCAUCUUCUGACUGGCGUACUUAUUUUCGAGCGCCCAAACCAUGCGAAGCAGGUGCGUAGGCUGCGGGCCGGUGAUCGCGCGCAAAAUUUGGUGGGGGUCCGGUCCACAACUUUGCGAAAUCAUGGCGGCGAGCGGUUUCGCGGUCCAGCUGUUCCAACUGGGAGCGGUUUCGAUUUUCGCCAAGGCGGUCGGGAUAUCCGUGCCGCUAGCGAUAUCCUUCCGGUAAUCCGCAUAAAGUUCGGCCCAAUCCUUCCAGGCUGUACCAGCUCCCGAGGACGGGGCGGAGGAAGAAGAGGAGGCGCCGACGGCGGUGGAGGUCGGGGGCGGGUUGCGCGGGUACCCUUCCAAGAUGCGGAAGAGGUCAAAACUCCAGCGCGCCCAAUCUUCCGCCGCCUCCAACUUCGUGGCCAUCUUCGGCGGGGGAUCCUUCUCGUUGCCGGUGGCCAUGUUUGUGGUUCCUAGUUUUUCGAAAUUUUUCAAAGUCUAAAACUAGGCGCGUCCAAGUGUAAAACUCAAGGGGAUAAACAAAAAAAUUAUAACUAAACCCGGGGGGUUUAGCUCUCUAAGCACAGGGCUCAAGAUUGUUAGAACACUAAAACUACCACGUAGGCCGGUAGACAACCUACAAGUUCUAGCAUCCACGUUACUGUUGCAUUCGGGGAAAGGAACAAGUUCAUCAUCAUCAUCAUUUCGUCAUCGCUCUGUACCAUCGCUCUUCGCUCAUGAUGUGAUUUCAGAUCGUGGAUUUCGAGUGGGAUUUGCAUCGUGUCAUGAGAUCUACAUGGUAAUUUGAUCUGCAUGCCUACAUAAACAAAGAAGCAGAGUUAAGCUUGUAAAUGACUUUCAAAGUUUCAGCAGCAAGUAGUACUGAUUCAAAUCAUAAAUGCUUACCUGACAAUGAAAGUGAAACGAUCGAAGUGUGCUAGUAGUUUUCAGUGGUUUCAUCUUUUAUCUUUUAUUCAACGACAGGGCUACUUUUAGCAAACACCGACAAGCAAACUUAGAGAAAAAACCUUUUGCCCCCUUUCAUACUUUGUCUUACAGUUCCUCUUAGAGUUUUGAAGUACCCUCUUCUGACACGACUUGGAAAGGAAUAAGCUGUGGACAAAGGCGCAGAACCUGCUCGCAUCGCGCCCUAGAUACGAACGGAUACUACAACAAACACAAAAAUCACAACAACAGCACCACGGGGGGCGUCGCCUGGGGGAAACGGCUGGCGACGCCCCCGACCCGGAACGCAAGCGCGAGCGCCAACAACGUCCCCGAGGAGUGGUUCCACACGUUACAGCGGCGGGGGGCGGUCGGGGACGUCGGAAGAACUAUCCAAAACAAGAUGGAAAUCCGAGCUGCCCGGUUUGUGGCGCAUUUCUGCCAAUUUUCAUAUGAAGGCCACCCGGCCGGCCUGUGGAGCCCGCUAGGUUUGAGGAGCCCAGCACCCUGGGCGCGGUUUUGCAUGCCCCCACAGCUCGGUCACAGGUUUAUCCAAGGAAAUUUGCAUGCAAAAUCCUCGCUCGCACUAGGAUGAGAUCGCCCCCAUUGAUUCAACAAGGAUGUGAUCGCCCCCAUUGAUUCCAAAAACCGAUGAUGAUCGGCCCCAUUGAUUCACUGCGCCGGAUACGCACCUGAUCAAUUAGCGUUUGUUAGCUGCCGGGCUUCCUGCUGGGCUCUUGAUCUUCGGGUCUUCCCGGUGGGCUCUUGCCAGGUGGGCCGUACACAAUCUGUGCGUGUGCGGUUUCUCAGCGUGAAAAGUCGGGCCCGCACACUGGUCGCGCGUUCCGUCGUGAGAGUUAGAGAAAUCUUCCGCUCGUGAUAGACAAAGGCUAGUGCAUUAAAGAACGAUUGAUUGAUUGAUUCGCGCUUUGAUUGAUUGUUUUUGUCAUGAUCCCCUCCUCAUUUUUACACUAGGAUGCGAUCGCCCCCAUUGAUUCCAACUAGGAGAUGAUCGCCCCCAUUGACUCCGAGCGACGGAUCAGCCCCUGACAAAUUACCCCAGUACUCUUCGGAGUCCGGUCCUCCGGGACAUAUCGGCUACAACGUGGAAGUUGAUAGGUGAAAUGUCGGGCCCCCACACGGAUUCGCGCUUUUACAUGAGAGAAGAUUUUUCGGAGUUUUCGCUCGUGUUCUAGCAUAAGGCCGCGCAAUGUAGAUUGAUUGAUUGAUUGAUUUUGUCACCGUCGUGUUUCGUCCCCCUCUCUGCUUCAGCGUACAUCAGGCCAGGGAAGAGUGCGAGACCGGGACGUGGGGGAGGGACGGCAGAAGCAGUUCCUCCGCGCCACGCUGACUGCUGCCUGCAGGAGAUCAGGGACAAAAAUUUUCUUUUUGCUAGUGCUAGUUUGACUUUGUCAUGCGGAAUUAGAGUCGGUCCUUGCAUGCUCGUCGUUGUCCCAUGCCUCGCCCAGGAGGCAGGAAGCCUCUUUCUUGCAUGCAGGGGACCGCGCGCUCGGUCUCGGGCAGGCAAAAGAGCAUGCGUAAACACAUGGGAUACACGGUAAGACAGAUACUGCAACGACACAAAAACAACAACAACAGCACCACGGGGGGCGUCGCCCGGGGACAAGGCCGGCGGCGCCCCUGGCCUGGAGUACAAGCAGAAGCGCCGAGGAGUGUUUCCACACGCCCCGGAAUACAAGCCUUCCCGAGGAGUGGUUCCACAUGUGACAGCGGCGGAGGGCGGUCGGGGGCGACAGCAAGACUUAUCCGAAACAAGAUGAAAAUCCGAGCUGCCCAAAAAUUCGGCGGCUAGAUUGUUGCCAGUUUCCAUACAAAGGCCACCCGGCCGGCCUGUGGUGCAUGCUGAGUUUGAGGAGCUCGGCACCCUUGGCACAUUUUUUGUAUGCCCCCCAGCUCGGUCACAGGUUUAUCCGCGAUUUUUGUCAUGAUCCCCUCCUCAUUUUUACACUAGGAUGCGAUCGCCCCCAUUGAUUCCAACUAGGAGAUGAUCGCCCCCAUUGACUCCGAGCGACGGAUCAGCCCCUGACAAAUUACCCCAGCGCUCUUCGGAGCCCGGUCCUUCGGGACAUAUCGGCUACAACGUGGUAGUUGAUAGGUGAAAUGUCGGGCCCCCACACGGAUUCGCGCUUUUAACAUGAGAGACUUCGCAAGAUUUCCUUCGUGUUUUAGCAUAAGGCCGUGCAAUGUAGAUUGAUUGAUUGAUUGAUUGGCACGGAUUCGCGCUUUUACAUGAGAGAAGAUUUUUCGGAGUUUUCGCUCGUGUUUUAGCAUAAGGCCGUGCAAUGUAGAUUGAUUGAUUGAUUGAUUUUCCACCAGAUGAUCCCGAAUUCUAAUUCUUAUCGUGGCUUUUUGCGUAAACCGCUUUCCCUCGGACGCAACAAGGGGCUUUGUUUUCGCUAAGUACUUUUUUCGGGUGAAAAUUUUGGAAAUGCUCUUUUCAAUUUCCAAAAAAAAAACACAGCCGCUUUUUGUGAGAUUGCAACCCCG